UGCGAGACUGGGUCCAGGAAAGGAGAGCGAGAGAGAGAAUUGUGCCCCAUGUGACUCCUUCCCCCUUCCCCAUAGAUCAGUUAGUCAGUGAGUCAGUGAGUCACCUCUGAUGGGGGUCACGCACUGCAGGUAUAGGUAGGUACAGGGAUGUAUGCACUGUGCUACUCUACUGUACAAUAAUCUACUUAAGAGUAAACGGUAUGGUAGAUUAGAGUGGAGUGGAGUGGAGUGGAAUGGAGUAGAGUAGAGUUGAGCCCACUCGAGGAAGCGUCGUUGCCUAGUACCCUGGAAUCCAUGCCAUGGCAUCGCUGGGCGUGAGCUGGGGGAUGGAGACAACUGCGAGGAGCUGUAGGUUGGGCCCUACUUGUACUGCUGCUGCCGCCUAGUGGGUUGGGAAUAGGAGCAGGAGGAAGAAUUCAGGGGUGGGGAAUCGAUUUUCGUAGGCGUCUUUGGGAAAACCGUCUUGGAUACUUUGAAUCGCCUUUCUAGGGCGGCACAGGAGUUAUGGCCAAGAGUGGCAACAAUAAUGUGGGUAGGGGGGGGUGGGAACGGCUUAAGCUGGGGCGAAGUAUGCGGACGGGGGUAGAAGAGUCUGCAGUGAGAGAGGAACCGGGAUUAGUCAAAGCUGCGUCAGUUGAAAGACCGCCACCAAUUCAAUGAUCGCGGUCUCUUGCCUUGUUCUGCUGUUCGCCUUGAAAUCAGAAAUCUACUCGAUCGUCUUCGCAGCCGUCGUCGUCAUCGUCAUCGUUGUUGUUGUUUUUGUUGGUUUUUCCUCUUUCGGCUUCAUCUCCAUCUCCCUCGAAUUGUCUACGCUUCACACCCGUGGCUUCUAUCUUCACUACAGUUGCUCUGGACCCAGCUCAUCAACUCGCCCAAUUUCUGCUUUUGAAAACAAUUCCUGCAUUCCGAUUUCAAGUGUUCGACGAUUUGGCUUCACGGAUUUCAGUUCUGAUUUUUGAAGGUAGCGACUGGAAUAGUUGUGGAAGGUCUUCUGGAAGAUGGAUGCUGAGUGAGCCAUACACGAGGCCUGAUCAUCUGCAUCAAUAGAAGUGUGAUAUUUCAAUCCAGGUUGAGUUGGCUGGAUUGAUUGUGGGUAGGGGAGGCUGGAUACCUUUGUCAGCUGUUCACUCUUUCCAUUCGCUCGCAGUGUAUCUGGCAGAUUCUUCUGCCUCGAGCACAAUCGGGUUUCUUCUGCGUGUAUCGUCAUUUUUGGGCUUCAGGCUAGCUGCGACGCUAUGAAAGUAUCGUGUGGUCGUUGAUUUGCUCAACCUGUGAACCACGCCCAGGUCCAAGUCUGGAAUAGAAAGAUUGCGAGAAGAAUAAUCACCGUCGCCUAAGCAUGCAUUACUGAUAAAAGAUCCAGGACAAGUGAAUGCGGCGUUUGAUGAUGUUUCACAUCAAGUUUGAGCUUUAGUUUCGGAGUGUAAGGAUUCGACAUCAAUGGGGGCUGACGAUGGUAUUGAGGUCUUUAAGGCUCGCGCACAGUAUAUGCGCGAAAUCUUAGAAAAGAGCCAAUCAAUUACAGAUUCCGUAAUCACAAUCUUGGGUUCCUUCGACGAUCGGCUAUCUACUCUCGAGGCUGCUAUGCGCCCGACUCAAGUGAAGACGCAAGCUUUUCGAAAAGCACAUGAAAAUAUUGAUGGUACCUGUCAUGAAGUUCGAUCUGUGCUGCAGCAAUUUGAGGUUGCUCGUCAGGUGGAAAGUAAGGUUCUUCUGGGCCCAAAGAGCGAUCUAGGUGGCUUUUUGGAAGCUUGUGACACGCUCCAGAAAAAUGUUGAGUAUCUAACGCUUAACCGAAGUUUGGAAGCCAGCGACUCUGCUCUGGAUCAUGCCAGAGAUUUGUUCGGCAAGGGCAUGAUCCGUCUUGAAGAACAUUUCAAGGUGCUUCUAACUAAUCACAGUAAGCCUGCAGAUCCUGCUCGACUCAUGGAAACAUUGCCGAUGCCUGGGAAGAAUGUGCCAGAGGCCGCACAGAAUGGUGGAGGUGAGGAGGUGAAGCUUUUACUCACAAAUAUUCCUUACAAUGAUAAGGCUCUUAAUCCACCAACUCUUCCAGUCCUAAUAUCACCAAGAAUCGUUCCUCAACUGGCUGAGAUGGCACAACGCUUAGUCGCUGCUGGUCUUCAUCAACAGUGCCUAAGGAUCUAUCGGGAUGUGAGAGGUUCGAAUUUGGAAAAGAGUCUGCGGAAUUUGGGGGUGGAAAGUCUGAGCAAAGAUGAUAUAAUCAAAACACCGUGGGAGUCGCUUGAGGGAAAGAUUACCAAUUGGAUACAGUACAUGCGAAUUGCUAUUAAACUUCUCUUUUCCGCUGAGCGGAAGCUGUGUGAGCAGAUAUGGUUCCGCCUCGACCCUCACAGAGAGAAAUGUUUUGCGGACGUGACUGAUUCUAGUGUUCACAUGCUGUUGAGUUUCGGAGAAUCCAUAGCCAAGAGCAAAAAGGCAACAGAAAAGCUCUUUGUGUUCCUUGACAUGUAUGAAACUAUGCGUGACCUUCGGCCUGAGAUUGAAAUUGUUUUUUCAGGCGAAGCAGCCUCAGGCAUGCGGGAGGCAGCGACAGGGCUUAUCAAGCGGUUGGGUCAGACAGCUAAAGACACUUUUGCAGACUUUGAAGAUGCAGUGAACAAAGAUGCAACUAAAACACUAAUUCCGGAUGGGACGGUCCAUAUGCUUACUAGUUAUGUGAUCAAUUACGUCAAGUUUCUGCUGGACAGCUAUCAGAACUCAUUGAACGAAUUGUUCUCAGGCAGCGCAAACGGCGACAAGUCGUCAUAUUUGGCAUCUGCUAUCCUGCGCAUAAUGACAGCGUUGCAAACUAAUCUAGAAGGGAAAGCGAAAUUAUACAAAGACGUUGCGCUUUCUCACUUGUUCCUGAUGAAUAAUAUACAUUAUAUGGUGAGAUCUGUCCGCAGAUCAGAAACAAAGGAUGUUUUGGGUGACGAUUGGGUACAGAGACAGCGAAGGGUUGUGCAGCAGCACAACAUGUUUUACCAACGAGCUGCCUGGAACAAGGUAUUACUGUACAUCACCGGGGCAGGAAACGGAUCCAGUUCUGGCGAUGGCGGCAAUAUUUCUAAGACUCAGCUCAAAGAGAGGUUGAAGGGCUUCAGCUUAACAUUCGAAGAUCUGUAUAUGCGCCAAACGCAAUGGACAGUACCUGAAAAUGAGCUGAGAGAGGCAGUAAGACUGCAUGCCCAGGAGAUUAUUCUCCCUGCCUACCGCGCCUUUCUGAAGCGUCACAGCACUAUUCUUGAGGGAAAACAAAGCGUGAGCAAGCACUUGAAGUACACCCCCGAUGAUCUAGAACACAUGCUGAAUGAGUUGUUCGAAGGCAAGUCUCGGCAUGAACCCAGAGCGCCAGGGCGAGUACCAAGCCGUUAACAGGCUUGGCCUUUUGUUAAUAUGUUGAACAAGCACCUCUAUUAUUUUGUGAAAAUAACACUAAACAUUGGUGUAACUCAAGUAUAUAAAUAUUUGGUAGGGUAAUGACUGUCAUUUUUAUGUAGUGACGACACAAUAGUGAUGUAUCUACUUUUUUUCCUCUUCUUGUUCCUCUUUGAUAUUCGUUUAUAGUUUUUGAUUUUUUUGGUUGCUGUCAACUGUAGCACUGGAAACACAUCACAGUAAACGCACAUUUGUGAAGUGCAUAAUUUAGACUUAGCUUUAGGAUAGUGAGUGUUCAUUUAGAGUGCUUCGUCCAUCAAGUUACCAGGCACCAUAGAAGAGAUUCAAAAGCUUGAAUUUCACUUUUUAUUUAUGGUGAAGUCUUUUUGAAAGAAAAAAAUAAUAAUAAAAAUUCAUUCAAAAAUCAA
Messenger RNA from Physcomitrium patens, 3809 nucleotides. The record is from RefSeq and is a predicted model, not a curated record. Lineage: Eukaryota; Viridiplantae; Streptophyta; Bryopsida; Funariales; Funariaceae.